UCCCUAGGUGGAGGCUUGUAUACGGGGCUAACAGCCGAUUUCUUGGGCAGGGAUUCUGUGAUCUUCCGGACCAUGGGACAUCGCUCCUCUCUCCGUACAGAGAUGGACCAGAGGCUGCUGAACGCUCCCAAAUUUGUUGCUGCUUAUAUGAUCCCAGACAAUGAUGAUCGGGACAAUGACAAAGUCUACUUCUUCUUCACUGAGAAGGCAGCAGAGUCAGAUAGCAAAGGGCAUGCCAUCUUUAGCCGUGUGGGGAGAAUCUGUGUGAACGAUGCUGGUGGACAACGAGUGCUAGUCAACAAAUGGAGCACUUUCAACAAAGCCCGUCUUGUGUGCUCUGUUCCAGGACCAGAUGGCAUUGACACACACUUUGAUGAACUGGAGGACGUCUUUCUUCUGAGGGCUAAAGAUGGCAAGAACCCUGAAGUCUAUGCACUGUUUAGCACCAUCAGCAAUGUCUUCCAAGGCUUUGCCAUCUGUGUCUAUCGUAUGGCAGAUAUCUGGGAAGUUUUUAAUGGACCAUUUGCUCAUAAAGGUGGUCCUGAUCAUCAGUGGGCAGCUUAUGAGGGCAAGGUGCCUUACCCAAGACCAGGAGUUUGCCCCAGCAAAACCACCAACCAACCAAGUCGUCAGUACUCCUCCACCAAAGACUACCCAGAUGAGGUACUGCACUUUGCACGCGCUCAUCCACUGAUGAGCAAAUCUGUAUAUCCACUACACCGCCGGCCUGUGCUGGUGAAAACCAACCUGCAGCAUCGCCUACGGCAGAUAGUGGUGGACCGCGUGGAAGCUGAGGACGGGCAUUAUGAUGUCAUGUUCAUUGGCACAGAGGCUGGCUCCAUACUGAAGGUCAUAGCUCUACAGAGAGGAAACCUUGCUGCUGUUGAAGAAGUUGUUUUGGAAGAGCUUCAAGCGUUUAAGGUACCAGUCCCCAUCACUGAGAUGGAAAUUUCUGUGAAACGGCAAAUGCUUUAUGUGGGCUCACGGGUCGGUGUUGCCCAAGUGAAGCUGCAUCAGUGUGAGACUUACGGGACAGCCUGUGCAGAAUGUUGCCUGGCACGGGACCCUUAUUGUGCCUGGGAUGGCCUCACUUGCACCAGAUACCAGGAGUCAGGCAAACGUCGCUUUCGCAGGCAAGACAUCCAGAAUGGGAAUCCCAUGCACCAGUGCCUGGAUCAAAAUCUAACAGUGGAUGACUUUGACAGCAUUGAGGAGAAGGUGGUAUAUGGGACAGAGCACAACAGCACCUUCUUAGAGUGUAUCCCUAAGUCACCCCAAGCUGCAGUGCAAUGGUUUGUACACAGAUCUCCAGAGGAGCUAAGAGAUGAGGUGAAAACAGAUGAACGUAUCAUGAAGACAGAACAAGGCUUGCUAUUCCGGAAGCUCUUUCGUCAGGAUGCUGGAACUUAUUACUGCAGGUCUCAGGAGCAGGGCUUCACUCAGACCGUCACCAAAAUUAUUUUGGAAGUGGUAGAGAGUGAGCAGCUGGAACAGAUCUUCCAAAGGGAGCAGGAGGAGGAGCUGCCUCGCCCUCCUUGCCGAGUUCCCAAUCUCCGCCUGCUGCAUGGACAACGAAUGUGGUUCAAAGACAUCAUGCAUCUGAUCGGCUAUGCUAAUCUGCAGAGGGUGGAGGAAUACUGUGAGCGUGUGUGGUGCGGAGAUCGGCCAUUGUGGCACAAAGGCAAGCUCCCUAAGAGCAAGAACCUGCUGGAUGGUGGCAAAAAGGGAAGAGGCAAGCAGCCCAGUGAGAGAAACCGGGUGCCCAGGCAAGCAGUAGCCACUGAAGGGGAAAUAGACCCAACUCCUGGCAAAAGCAAACCCUGAAUGAAAACCCACUCCUCUAAAAACUGCCCUUGUAAAGGGACUUAUCCUGAUGGAAGCCCCCUGCCUUUGCUGAUCAACUGAGCCUACAGACAUCCCUUCCUUCUGUCAAAAUGCUGGAGAUUUAACAAAUACUAAAGUAUUGUUUUUCUGUCCCAUAUUGACAACCCUGGUGGGAGGGGUAUCACGUCUAGAAAGGUGUGGAGGUGGCCUCACUCAUGAAAAUAGAUUGUCCAUUUUGCUUGUGUGUGUUAAAUGCUGCCAUCUGUGAGUAUCAUGUCCAAUAUGACUGAGCCACAUGACUCAGAAAAGGAGCUUUAAGGAUCUAACCAUGUGACUGUGAGACAAUCACCAGAAAUCAAGGAACAGCAACACGCAUUCUUCUUACAGGACUGAGGGAAAAUAGCAGGGGGCUGCUUCCAGAAAGGAUAUAUGUAGUCUGUGCUCUGCUGGAGGUGACAAGGAUCAGCUAUAGAUAACAAGUGACACAAUCACCUAUUCCCCUAUACUACAUGCUUGGUAUGGGUGUGACCAUUGAACUGUGGCUAUCCUUGUACCUGGAGGUACAAAGCAAUCUCUACAGUGCUUCCAGACUCAUGCUUUUCCUGGUUCUGCCCAGCAGGUCAAAAGCAAUGUCAAUUCUUUGGGCGUGAUUACAUAUGAGUUUUAAAGUGGCCAGCUAUGUUUACAAUAUGAUUUGACCCUAAUGCUCAUUUACAUCUCAGUGCCUUCUCAUGCCGUCUCUUUCAAAUAAUCAACUGUUGGAUGCGAACUUAAACUUGCCAAAAGAAACUCAGGGGUGUUACGUGGGCCAGACAAAAAAGCUUAUGCAGCUCCCAUUACUCUCCUAUCUCCUUCUCAGUUCCAGAGACAGAGCAGAGAUUUCAGUGGGGAAGUGAAUGGCAGAAAAGCAACCAGGCUCUUCUCUUCCUCGGCCCCUCUCUGCUGCAAUUGCUCUCCUCCCAGCCCUGGCAUCAAAAUGCAGUUUGGUCUACCUCUUCCUGAGCUUCCUAUAUUUGCUUGCCAUCUUAUCUAGUCAAGGAAAGACUGGCUUCUGUGCACCACCUCUGUUUGUCUCAUGGUUGGCUGCUUGUCUUGGGCAGUACAACCACAAAUGGGACCCACCACCAGAGGCCCACAUGACCAUUUGCCCUAAAUAAACCUUGCCUUUCGGGGACUUGUAUUAAUUCCUUUGGUUUAAACAUUAACAGUUGAAUGAAAACUAGCAGUUUGUUCAACAAAUAAAUUAAAUCUUACAUAGCAAGCUCAGACUUGGGGGCAAUUUUCCUCCUGCUUCUUGGCAUUUGUCAGCACAAUGAAUGUUCUCAUGGCAAGCUGACCCCGGGAUGGAGAUAUCUUGCUGGAACAGUUACCAGGUAGUGCAUUGAUUUCUACAUUAAUAGUCUAGAGCAAAGAUUCUCAACUUUUUUUUUUUUUUUGCUCAUGGCCCCUUCUGAGUGUCAUUUACCUCUGUGACCCCCUUCAUAGUCACUGUUAACUGGAAUAAUGGUACUUUACCAUCUGCAUUGUUUAUUAAUCUGAAUUGUAUCAUGUAAUAUAACUGUCUUUAUAUCAUUAAGACAAAGCAUUGUAGGAGCUACCAAAAUGAUUAAUUCUAUGCAGACAUAAUUGUGUAAUAGCAAACAAAAUUCUUAAAGACAUAAAAACAUGAGGCCCCCUAGAAAUAUGGCUUGGUCCCCUGAUGGGCUAUAUGGAGAAACAUUGAGAACCACUGGUCUAGAGUACAGAAAUAAAGCUCAAGCUGCUAUAAUGUUGUGAAUU
This is a messenger RNA of Python bivittatus (Burmese python), 3603 nucleotides long. The record is from RefSeq and is a predicted model, not a curated record. Lineage: Eukaryota; Metazoa; Chordata; Lepidosauria; Squamata; Pythonidae.